Plectropomus leopardus (leopard coralgrouper) is the source of this 12618-nucleotide messenger RNA. Lineage: Eukaryota; Metazoa; Chordata; Actinopteri; Perciformes; Serranidae. The record is from RefSeq and is a predicted model, not a curated record.
CUUUGACGCUAAAAAUAUCAGUCUUUAAUUAACAAACACCUUCGGACUAACAGAAAAUGUGCUAGCUGACGGUUGUGAUGAUGUCAUCACUGUGCGCCCGUUCAGGGGCAUGUUUGUGGAUCUGUUACCGGUUUACUGCAUGGAUAUUUUACUGAUGUUCACCCAUAUUGGCAAUAACGCCGAUUUUUGCCGUUCAUGAGCGCACUGUAAGAACCGUGCAGAGCAGACUGCUGUCUGCCUCCUCUGCCUCCAGCAGCUCCGUCUGUCCCAUCAGCAGCCACCAUGGCCUUUGUGCCUGCACCGAGCCCGACUGUGGUCGACCAGACCACACUGAUGAAGAAGUACCUGCAGUUUGUGGCAGCACUCACAGACGCCAACACACCUGAUGAGACGAAGCUGAAGAUGAUGCAGGAGGUCAGCGAAAACUUUGAGAAUGUGACAUCUUCGCCUCAGUACUCCACCUUCUUGGAGCACAUCAUCCCUCGCUUCCUCACAUUCCUUCAGGAUGGAGAGGUGCAAUUCCUCCAAGAGAAACCUACACAGCAACUGCGGAAGCUGGUGCUGGAAAUCAUCCACCGCAUCCCAACCAAUGAGCACCUUCGUCCACACACCAAGAACAUCCUGUCUGUGAUGUUCCGCUUUCUGGAGAUUGAAAGUGAGGAAAAUGUGCUGAUCUGCCUUCGCAUCAUAAUCGAGCUGCACAAACAAUUCCGGCCUCCGAUCUCUCAGGAGAUUCAUCACUUUCUGGACUUUGUGAAGCAGAUUUACAAAGACCUUCCAAAAGUUGUCGCACGGUACUUUGAGAACCCGCAGGUGAUCGCAGAGAACACAGUUCCCUCCCCAGAAAUGGUCGGGAUGAUCACAUCAGUGCUGGUCAAGACUGCACCUGAGAGGGACGACAGCGAAACACGAACACACACCAUCAUCCCCCGGGGGUCCUUGUCUCUCAAGGUGCUGGCAGAGCUGCCCAUCAUCGUGGUGCUGAUGUAUCAGCUCUAUAAGCUGAACAUUCACAAUGUGGUGUCAGAGUUUGUGCCCCUCAUCAUGAACACCAUCAUGCUCCAGGUGUCUCCACAGGCCAGGCAACACAAGCUGUACAACAAGGAGCUGUAUGCGGAUUUCAUCGCAGCGCAGAUCAAGACUCUGUCAUUUCUCGCCUACAUCAUCCGAAUCUACCAGGACCUGGUGGGGAAAUACUCUCAGCAGAUGGUGAAGGGCAUGCUGCAGCUGCUGACCAACUGCCCCUCUGAGACGGCUCACCUCCGCAAAGAACUGCUCAUCGCAGCCAAGCACAUCCUCACAACUGACCUACGCAGCCAGUUUAUACCUUGUAUGGACAAACUUUUUGAUGAAUCCAUCCUGAUCGGUUCUGGUUACACGGCUCGAGAGACUCUGAGACCUUUGGCCUACAGCACACUGGCAGACCUGGUGCACCACGUUCGUCAGAACUUGCCUCUGACAGAUUUAUCCCUGGCUGUGCAGCUCUUUGCCAAGAACAUCGAUGAUGAGUCACUUCCCAGUAACAUCCAGACCAUGUCUUGUAAGCUGCUGCUCAACCUGGUGGACUGCAUCCGCUCAAAGUCUGAGCAAGAGAACGGCAAUGGACGGGACAUCCUGAUGAGGAUGCUGGAGGUGUUUGUGCUGAAGUUUCACACCAUUGCACGUUACCAGCUCGUCUCCAUCUUCAAAAAGUGCAAACCCCAGUCAGAGAUGGGUGUGGUCGACCCAGGGGUGUUACCCGGGGUGCCGGCCACGCCCACUCCUUCCACCACCCCUGCCAUUCCACCUCCUGCUCCUCCCACGCCUGUUGCUGCGCCGCCUCCACCCCCUUCAGCGUCUUUUGACCGAUCAGGGGAGAAGGAAGACAAGCAGACUUUUCAGGUGUCGGACUGCCGCAGUUUGGUGAAGACGCUGGUGUGUGGAGUGAAGACGAUAACGUGGGGCAUCACUUCCUGCAAAGCCCCAGGAGAGGCUCAAUUCAUUCCUAACAAGCAGCUUCAGCCAAAAGAGACACAAAUCUACAUUAAGCUGGUAAAAUAUGCCAUGCAGGCCUUGGACAUCUACCAGGUUCAGGUUGCCAACAACCAGCAGACGUAUAUCCGGGUAGCCAACUGUCAGACUGUACGCAUGAAAGAGGAAAAAGAAGUCCUGGAGCACUUUGCAGGGGUCUUCACCAUGAUGAACCCACUCACAUUCAAGGAGAUCUUUCAGACGACAGUGCCGUACAUGGUGGAGAGGAUCUCCAAGAACUACGCGCUGCAGAUUGUGGCAAAUUCUUUUCUGGCCAAUCUGUCAACGUCUGCUCUUUUUGCCACCAUCCUGGUGGAGUAUCUUCUUGAGAGACUCCCAGAGAUGGGCUCCAAUGUUGAGCUGUCAAAUCUUUACCUCAAGCUCUUCAAACUGGUCUUUGGCUCAGUGUCACUGUUUGCUGCUGAGAACGAGCAGAUGCUCAAGCCACACCUCCACAAGAUCGUGAACAGCUCAAUGGAGCUGGCCCAAUCAGCGAAGGAGCCCUACAACUACUUCCUGCUUCUCCGUGCUCUCUUCCGCUCCAUCGGUGGAGGCAGCCAUGAUCUGCUCUACCAGGAGUUCCUGCCCCUUCUACCCAACCUGCUGCAAGGUCUGAACAUGCUGCAGAGUGGCCUACAUAAGCAGCACAUGAAGGAUCUGUUCGUGGAGUUGUGUUUGACGGUGCCAGUGCGUCUGAGCUCCCUGCUGCCCUACCUUCCCAUGCUCAUGGAUCCUCUGGUGUCUGCCCUCAACGGCUCUCAGACUCUGGUGAGCCAGGGCCUCCGCACUCUGGAGCUGUGUGUGGACAACCUGCAGCCCGACUUCCUCUACGAUCACAUCCAGCCUGUCAGGGCAGAGCUCAUGCAGGCAUUGUGGCGUACUCUCCGUAACCCAGCUGAGAGCAUCUCUCAUGUCGCCUACCGGGUACUGGGAAAGUUUGGCGGCAGCAACAGGAAGAUGCUGAAGGAGUCUCAGAGGCUGCAUUACGUGGUGACUGAGGUCCAGGGGCCGAGCAUCAAGGCUGAGUUCACCGACUGCAAAGCUUCUAUACAGCUGCCCAUGGAGAAGGCAAUUGAGACGGCUCUGGACUGUCUGAAGAGUGCCAACACAGAGCCGUACUACAGACGACAGGCCUGGGAGGUUAUUAAGUGUUUCUUAGUGGCCAUGACCAGUCUGGAUGACAACAAGCACGCUCUCUACCAGCUACUGUCUCAUCCUAACUUUGCUGAGAAGUGGAUCCCCAAUGUCAUCAUCUCUCAUCGCUACAAAGCACAGGACACACCCGCCCGCAGGACUUUUGAACAAGCCCUGACUGGGGCAUUCAUGUCUGCUGUGAUAAAGGACCUGAGGCCCAGCGCACUGCCCUUCGUUGCCAGCCUGAUUCGCCAUUACACCAUGGUCGCAGUGGCGCAGCAGUGUGGUCCUUUCCUGCUACCAAGCUACCAGCUGGGCAGCCAGCCGAGCACAGCCAUGUUCCACAGUGAAGAGAACGGCUCAAAGGGCAUGGACCCGCUGGUACUGAUUGACGCCAUCGCCAUCUGCAUGGCCUAUGAGGAGAAGGAGCUGUGUAAGAUCGGAGAAGUGGCCCUGGCUGUCAUCUUUGAUGUGGCCAGCAUCAUCCUUGGCUCCAAGGAAAGGGCGUGCCAGCUGCCUUUGUUCUCCUACAUCGUGGAGCGUUUGUGCGCCUGUUGCUACGAGCAGGCCUGGUAUGCUAAGCUCGGCGGUGUGGUGUCCAUCAAGUUCCUGAUGGAGAGACUUCCUCUGAUCUGGGUGCUGCAGAACCAGCUCACCUUUCUCAAGGCCCUGCUCUUUGUCAUGAUGGACCUCACAGGAGAGGUGUCAAACGGAGCCGUGGCCAUGGCAAAGACCACCCUAGAGCAGCUGCUGGUGCGCUGUGCCACUCCACUGAAGGAUGAAGAAAAGACAGAAGAGCUGCUGGCUGCCCAGGACAAGUCUUUCCAUAUGGUCACGCAUGACUUGGUGCGAGAGGUCACAUCCCCCAACUCCACCGUCAGAAAGCAGGCCAUGCACUCCCUACAGGUGCUCGCACAGGUCACUGGCAAGAGUGUUACUGUCAUCAUGGAGCCACACAAAGAGGUGUUGCAGGAUAUGGUUCCUCCAAAGAAACACCUGCUGCGCCACCAGCCUGCCAACGCCCAGAUUGGCCUGAUGGAGGGCAAUACCUUCUGCACCACCCUGCAGCCCCGCCUUUUCACCAUGGACCUCAACGUCAUGGAGCACAAGGUCUUCUACACAGAGCUGUUGAACCUCUGUGAGGCAGAGGAUGCUGCUCUGAUGAAGCUGCCCUGUUACAAGAGCCUUCCCUCCCUUGUUCCUCUCCGCAUUGCUGCUCUCAAUGCCCUGGCAGCAUGUAAUUACUUGCCCCAGUCCCGAGAGAAGAUCAUAGCUGCCCUGUUUAAAGCCCUCAACUCCACCAACAACGAACUGCAAGAGGCAGGCGAGGCAUGCAUGAGGAAGUUCCUGGAAGGUGCCACCAUCGAGGUGGACCAGAUCCACACUCACAUGCGUCCCUUGCUGAUGAUGCUGGGUGACUACCGCAGCCUGACGCUCAACGUGGUGAACCGCCUCACCUCGGUCACUCGUCUGUUCCCAAACUCUUUCAACGACAAGUUCUGUGAUCAGAUGAUGCAACACCUGAGGAAGUGGAUGGAGGUGGUUGUAAUAACACACAAGGGAGGCCAGCGCAGUGAUGGCAGCGAGAUGAAGAUCUGUUCUGCCAUCAUUAACCUGUUCCACCUGAUCCCAGCUGCUCCUCAGACUCUGGUCAAACCUCUGCUAGAGGUGGUCAUGAAGACAGAGAGGGCCAUGCUCAUAGAGGCCGGCAGUCCGUUCAGGGAGCCUCUGAUCAAGUUCCUGACACGUCACCCAUCUCAGACGGUGGAGCUGUUCAUGAUGGAGGCGACGCUGAACGACCCUCAGUGGAGCCGCAUGUUCAUGAGUUUUCUGAAACACAAAGACGCGAAGCCUCUAAGAGACGUGUUGGCCUCUAAUCCAAACCGCUUCGUUCCUCUGCUGGUUCCUGCUGGCACUGCAGCAACUGUAAGACCUGGAUCUCCCUCCACCACCACGGCCAGACUGGACCUGCAGUUUCAAGCCAUCAAGAUUAUCAGCAUCAUCGUGAAGAAUGACGAGGGCUGGCUGGCAGGGCAGCACUCACUGGUCAGCCAGCUGAGGAGAGUCUGGGUCAGCGAGGCCUUCCAGGAGAGACACCGCAAAGACAACAUGGCCGCCACCAACUGGAAGGAGCCCAAGCUGCUGGCAUUCUGCCUGCUCAGCUACUGCAAACGCAACUACUCAGAGAUCGAGCUGCUGUUCCAGCUGCUGCGGGCCUUCACAGGUCGCUUCCUGUGCAACAUGACCUUUCUGAAGGAGUACAUGGAGGAGGAGAUUCCCAGGAACUACUCCAUUGCCCAGAAACGGGCCCUGUUCUUCCGCUUUGUCGAGUUCAACGACCCACACUUCAAUGACGAGCUCAAAGCAAAGGUCCUGCAGCACAUCCUGAAUCCAGCCUUCCUGUACAGCUUUGAGAAGGGGGAGGGUGAGCAGCUGCUUGGACCGCCUAACCCUGAAGGAGACAAUCCUGAGAGCAUCACCAGUGUCUUCAUCACUAAGGUCCUGGACCCAGAGAAGCAGGCCGACCUGCUGGACUCGUUGCGGAUCUGCCUGCUGCAGUUCUCCACCCUGCUGGUGGAGCACGCACCCCACCACAUUCACGACAACAACAAGUCACGCAACAGUAAGCUGCGGCGUCUCAUGACCUUCGCCUGGCCGUGCCUGCUGCCCAAAGCCUGUGUGGACCCCGCCUGUAAAUAUAGCGGCCACUUACUGCUGGCCCACAUCAUUGCAAAGUUCGCCAUCCACAAGAAGAUUGUGUUGCAGGUGUUCCACAGCCUGCUGAAGGCCCACACUAUGGAGGCCCGGGCCAUCGUGCGGCAGGCCAUGGCCAUCUUGACCCCAGCUGUGCCGGCCCGCAUGGAGGACGGCCAUCAGAUGUUGACCCACUGGACUCGCAAAAUCAUUGUAGAGGAGGGACACACUGUACCGCAGCUAGUGCACAUUCUGCAUCUCAUCGUGCAGCAUUUCAGGGUUUACUACCCGGUGCGCCACCACCUGGUGCAGCACAUGAUCAGCGCCAUGCAACGUCUGGGCUUCACCCCCAGUGUGACCAUAGAGCAGAGGAAACUGGCUGUGGACCUGGCUGAGGUGGUCAUCAAAUGGGAGCUACAGAGGAUUAAAGACCAACAGCCGGAGUCUGAGGCUGAAGUUGGGGCCGGUGGUGAAGGGACCAGUGUUGGCGCCGUGAAGCGAGGACUGUCUCUGGAAGCUGCUGCAGCCGCUGCUGCUGCCGGACAGGACGUCAAGAGGUUCCGCACAGCAACCGGAGCUGCCUCCACGGUGUUUGGUCGCAGCCAGUCCAUGCCGGGAACAGAGACCAUGCUCACAAAACCUGUCGAGAAACAACAUACAGACACUGUGGUCAACUUCCUCAUCAGGAUUGCAUGCCAGGUGAAUGACAGCACCAAUGUGGCAGGGUCUCCGGGGGAGCUGUUGUCCCGUCGCUGUGUGAGCCUCAUGAAGUCGGCCCUCAGACCGGAUAUGUGGCCUCGUGCCGAGCUCAAGCUGCAGUGGUUUGACAAGCUGCUCAUGACUGUGGAGCAGCCAGCUCAGGCAAACAUCUCCAACAUCUGCACUGGUCUGGAGAUUCUCUGCUUCCUGCUGACGGUGCUUCAGUCUCCAGCCAUCCUGGCUCAUUUUAAACCCCUCCAGCGGGGCAUCGCUGCAUGCAUGACCUGCGGCAACACUAAAGUUCUGCGGGCUGUCCACUCUCUGCUCUCUCGUCUGAUGAGCAUCUUCCCCACUGAGCCCAGCACAUCAACGGUGGCAUCUAAGUAUGAGGAACUGGAGUGUCUGUAUGCUGCUGUGGGCAAGGUCAUUUAUGAGGGACUCACCAACUAUGAAAAGGCUACAAGCAACACCAACCCCACUCAGCUAUUUGGAACACUGAUGAUCCUGAAGUCAGCCUGCAGUUACAACGCCAGCUACAUCGACCGCCUCAUCUCCGUGUUCAUGCGCUCACUGCAAAAGAUGGUGCGGGAACACCUGAGCCCCCAGCAGGCCAACCCCGGGGUCACCGAAACCAACACAGAUACUGCUGUUUCACGUCAUGAUGCCAGACCAGAAUCAGUCGAAAUCCGUGAGGUGGGCGGAAUCAAAGUGACUAGUGAGCUGGUCAUGUUGAGUCUCGACUUGGUGAAGACACGACUGUCUGUCAUGAGCAUGGAAAUGAGGAAGAACUUCAUCCAGGUCAUCCUCACCUCGCUGAUCGAGAAGUCACCUGACCCCAAAAUCCUCAGAGCCGUUGUCAAGAUCGUGGAAGAGUGGGUGAAAAACAAUUCUCCCAUGGCUGCCAAUCAGAUGCCCAACCUCCGAGAGAAGUCCAUCCUGCUGGUGAAGAUGAUGACCUACAUAGAGAAGCGUUUCCCCGAUGAACUUGAGUUAAACGCCCAGUUCCUGGACCUCGUUAAUUACGUCUACAGGGACGAGAGCCUUUCAGGAAGUGACAUCACAUCCAAGCUGGAGCCAGCCUUCCUGUCGGGGCUUCGCUGCACGCAACCUCUGAUCCGAGCCAAGUUCUUUGAGGUGUUUGACGCCUCCAUGAAGCGGCGCGUCUACGAGAGGCUGCUUUACAUUUGCUGCUCUCAGAACUGGGAGGCCAUGGGCAGCCACUUCUGGAUCAAACAGUGCAUCGAGCUGCUGCUGGCAGUGUGUGAACGAAACACCAUCAUCGGCACCAGCUGCCAGGGGUCCAUGCUGCCAUCUAUCACCAACGUCAUCAACCUGGCGGACAGCCAUGACCGUGCUGCCUUCGCCAUGGCUACGCAUGUCAAGCAGGAGCCACGGGAGAGAGAGAACAGUGAGACCAAGGAAGAGGAUGUGGAGAUAGACAUCGAGUUAGCACCAGGUGACCAGACAGCCAUCCCCAAGACGAAGGAGCAGGCGGAGAGAGACGCAGGAAACCAGCUGCACAUGCUUACAAACCGCCAUGACAAGUUCCUGGACUCUCUGCGGGAGGUCAAGACGGGUGCUCUUCUGAAUGCUCUGGUCCAGCUCUGUCACAUCUCCACACCGCUGGCUGAGAAGACCUGGGUGCAGCUCUUCCCUCGCCUCUGGAAGAUCCUCUCUGACAGGCAGCAGCAUGCUCUGUCAGGAGAAAUGAGUCCUUUCUUGUGCAGUGGCAGCCAUCAGGCCCAGAGGGACUGCCAGCCCAGCGCCCUGAACUGCUUUGUUGAGGCCAUGUCUCAGUGUGUGCCACCAAUUCCCAUCAGGCCCUGCGUGCUCAAGUACCUGGGAAAGACUCACAAUCUGUGGCUGCGCUCCACCUUGAUGCUGGAGCAACAGGCCUUUGAGAAGGGCCUCAGCCUGCACAGCAAACCCAAGCAAAGCACUGAGUUCUACGAGCAGGAGAGCAUCACUCCACCUCAACAGGAGAUAUUGGACUCCCUGGCAGAGCUCUACUCUCUGCUCCAGGAGGAGGACAUGUGGGCCGGCCUUUGGCAGAAGAGGUGCAAGUUUCCAGAGACCGCCACGGCCAUCGCCUACGAGCAGCACGGUUUCUUCGAACAGGCCCAAGAAAGCUAUGAGAAAGCGAUGGAGAAGGCGAGAAAGGAGCAUGAGAGGAGCAAUGUGUCUCCAGCCAUCUUCCCUGAGUACCAGCUGUGGGAGGACCACUGGAUACGCUGCUCUAAAGAACUAAACCAGUGGGAACCUCUGACAGAAUACGGCCAGUCUAAAGGCCACUCUAACCCUUACCUCAUGCUGGAGUGUGCUUGGAGGGUCUCCAACUGGGCUGCCAUGAAGGAGGCUCUGGUGCAGGUGGAGCUGAGCUGUCCGAAGGAGAUGGCGUGGAAGGUGAACAUGCACCGAGGCUACCUGGCCAUCUGCCACCCCGAGGAGCAGCAGCUCAACUUCAUUGAGCGGCUGGUGGAGAUGGCCUCCAGUCUGGCCAUCCGAGAGUGGAGGAGGCUGCCUCACAUCGUGUCCCACGUGCACACACCGCUGCUGCAGGCGGCGCAGCAGAUCAUCGAGCUGCAGGAAGCGGCCCAGAUUAAUGCAGGGCUUCAGCCGGCGAACCUGGGCCGCAACACCAGCCUGCACGACAUGAAGACUGUGGUGAAAACCUGGAGGAAUCGACUGCCCAUCGUCUCUGAUGACCUGUCGCACUGGAGUAGCAUCUUUAUGUGGCGCCAGCACCACUACCAAGCCAUAGUGACGGCAUAUGAGACAAACACACAGCAUGAUCCAAACAACAACAACGCCAUGUUGGGAGUUCAUGCCUCAGCUUCUGCCAUCAUUCAGUACGGAAAGAUAGGACGUAAACAGGGGUUGGUGAAUGUGGCUUUGGACAUCCUGAGUCGUAUCCACACCAUUCCCACAGUGCCCAUUGUCGACUGUUUCCAGAAGAUCAGACAGCAGGUCAAAUGCUAUCUGCAGCUAGCUGGCGUCAUGGGCAAGAAUGAGUGUAUGCAGGGUUUGGAGGUUAUCGAGUCGACCAACCUGAAGUACUUCACCAAGGAGAUGACGGCCGAGUUCUACGCUCUGAAGGGCAUGUUCUUGGCUCAGAUCAACAAGUCAGAGGAGGCCAAUAAAGCCUUUUCAGCAGCGGUACAGAUGCAUGACGUCCUGGUGAAGGCCUGGGCCAUGUGGGGAGACUACCUGGAGAACAUCUUCGUCAAGGACCGCCAGCUCCAUUUGGGAGUCUCCGCCAUCACCUGCUACCUCCAUGCCUGCCGCCACCAAAACGAGAGCAAGUCCCGCAAAUACCUUGCAAAGGUCUUGUGGCUGCUCAGCUUCGAUGACAAGAACACACUGGCAGACGCUGUCGACAAGUACUGUAUUGGAGUCCCACCCAUCCAGUGGUUGGCAUGGAUACCACAGCUCCUGACCUGCCUGGUUGGUUCAGAAGGAAAACCUCUGCUCAACUUAAUCAGCCAGGUGGGACGAGUGUACCCCCAGGCUGUCUACUUCCCCAUCCGCACCCUCUACCUGACGCUCAAGAUCGAGCAGAGGGAGCGCUACAAGAGUGAUGCAUCUGGACAGCAGCAGCCCAGUUCAGUGGGGGCACAGCCUCACUCAGGGGCCUCAGACCCGGGUCCGAUACGGGCCACCGCCCCUAUGUGGCGCUGCAGCCGGAUCAUGCACAUGCAGCGGGAGCUCCACCCGACCCUGCUGUCCUCGCUGGAGGGCAUCGUGGACCAGAUGGUGUGGUUCAGGGAGAACUGGCAUGAAGAGGUGCUGAGGCAGCUCCAGCAGGGUUUGGCUAAAUGCUACUCUGUGGCCUUUGAGAAGAGUGGCGCUGUCUCUGAUGCCAAAAUCACACCGCACACACUCAACUUUGUCAAGAAGCUGGUCAGCACCUUCGGCGUCGGCUUGGAGAACGUCUCUAAUGUUUCCACCAUGUUCUCCAGCGCUGCCUCAGAGUCGCUGGCCCGUCGAGCUCAGGCCACCGCGCAGGACCCCGUCUUCCAGAAGAUGAAGGGACAGUUCACAACAGACUUUGACUUCAGUGUGCCUGGCUCCAUGAAGCUUCACAAUCUGAUCUCCAAACUGAAGAAGUGGAUCAAGAUCCUGGAGGCCAAGACCAAGCAGCUGCCCAAGUUCUUCCUCAUUGAGGAGAAGUGUCGCUUCCUCAGCAACUUCUCUGCGCAGACAGCCGAGGUGGAGAUCCCCGGGGAGUUCCUCAUGCCCAAACCCACGCACUAUUACAUCAAAAUCGCAAGGUUUAUGCCCAGAGUGGAAAUUGUUCAGAACAACACAGCAGCUCGUCGUCUCUACAUCCGCGGCCACAACGGCAAGAUCUACCCGUACCUGGUGAUGAACGACGCCUGCCUGACCGAGUCACGGCGAGAGGAGAGGGUCCUGCAGCUUCUCCGCCUCCUCAACCCCUGUCUGGAGAAGAGGAAGGAGACCACCAAGAGACACCUCUUCUUCACUGUGCCCCGAGUGGUGGCAGUGUCGCCUCAAAUGCGCCUGGUCGAGGACAACCCUUUCCUGUCACUGGUGGAAAUCUACAAACAACGCUGCGCCAAGAAGGGCAUCGAACACGACAAUCCCAUCUCCAGAUAUUAUGAUCGUCUGGCCACAGUGCAGGCCAGAGGCACGCAGGCCAGCCACCAGGUCCUGCGGGACAUCCUGAAGGAGGUGCAGGGGAACAUGGUGCCUCGCAGCAUGCUGAAGGAGUGGGCGCUCCACACCUUCCCCAACGCCACUGACUACUGGACCUUCAGGAAGAUGUUCACCAUCCAGCUGGCGCUCAUCGGACUGGCCGAGUUCAUGCUGCACCUCAACAGGCUCAACCCCGAGAUGCUGCAGAUCGCUCAGGACACGGGAAAGCUGAACGUUUCCUACUUCCGCUUCGACAUCAACGACGCCACUGGCGACCUGGAUGCUAAUCGCCCCGUUCCAUUCCGCCUGACUCCAAACAUCUCAGAGUUCCUGACCACCAUCGGAGUCUCCGGCCCGCUCACCGCCUCCAUGAUCGCUGUAGCACGAUGCUUUGCACAGCCAAACUUUAAGGUGGACGGCAUCCUAAAGGCCGUCCUCCGUGAUGAGAUCAUCGCGUGGCACAAAAAGACCCAGGAGGACACGUCCAUGCCACUGUCCCCGGCCGGCCAACCGGAAAACAUGGACUCCCAGCAGCUCGUCUCAUUGGUCCAGAAGGCUGUCACGGCCAUCAUGACCCGCCUCCACAACCUGGCUCAGUUCGAGGGCGGAGAGAGUAAAGUCAACACGCUGGUGGCCGCCGCCAACAGCCUGGACAACCUGUGUCGCAUGGACCCCGCCUGGCACCCCUGGCUCUGAGAGGAGACAGACCGCGUGACACAGAAGACUUUUACUACAUCAGACAGAGACAAAACAGAAGCCUGAUGGACACAUUGGAUCAAUGGACACUGAGACAGUUUGCUGAGUGGAAUCAAGUAGAAACAAAGAACCUGACUGAACGGAGCUCGCCAGGAUACAGAAUAGUUUUAUCUGGACUGAUCAAAACACAAUUUCUUCCUCAACUUGUAUUUAUUUUUAUACCUAAAGGACGGGGACGUUACGUGUCUGAAAAGGCGAGAUUCCAAAUGUUUGUGUAGGUGUGAUAAUGAGCUGCUCACACGAGCUUAGAGGAGUUUUUUGUUUAUUUAAGAGAUGGAAAAAUGUUCUUUAGCUGUUGUAUUUCACCUGCAUCAAGAGCUUUACAUUUUUACACUUUGAUUUCGCCCCAAAAUUUGUCUCAAACUAUUUGAACUGAUAAAUGUGGAGCUUCUUUUCUCCCGCCCAAUGAGGAAUUAUAUGUUUUUUUGUACCCACUGCCUGAACUUUAUUAAUCUGUGACUUUUCCAAAAAACUUGAUAUUUUUUUGUGAAACAUUCAGGGUGAAUUAACUCUUAAUAAUUAGCUAUAAACCAGCUGUAAUGCAAAUCUGUCUUUCCCAGGCCAGCUCUGUGUGUUGAUGCAUAUUCCCUUUUUGUAAAGCUCCACUGCUGUUUUCUCUGGCCUUGUAAAUAAGCAUUUUGUUUUAAUAAAAUGCUCUUUUUUAAUAUA